CUGACCCACAUCGUGGAGCGAGCUGCGAGCAAGGGCGUCAAGCUGCUGCUGCUGCACGACUCCCACUGGCACACUCCCUCGGACCCGCACCACCGCCACCGCCACCAACGGCAGCAGCAGCAGCUCCACCCGCAUGGGGAGGUGCUCAUCCGCCGCUUGGCACACCGCCACAACCGAACCACAACCCAUGCCUCCCAUUCGCCGACCACCGCGGCCAGUGGCGCUGCUGCCGGUGCUGCCGCUGCGGGCAGCACUGCUGCCGGUGCUGUGGUGUUCCGGCCCUACCGGCCGCAGCAGCCGGGCGAGUGGGGGCGGCUAGCGGAGGAACUGGCCCGGGCGGAGGCUGCGGGAGCCGUGCUGGGGUCGCUGCUGCUGGUUGACGACGUAAGUGGGCUUCCAGCUACUUCCUCCUUCUCGUCCUCCUCGUUCCCACCGCCCCGCGUCUCCCCUUCCACGACGGUUGCCAACCACCAUCACCAUAACAUUAACCACAUCAACAACGGCGGCGAGCUCCAGUCUUCCCUGGAUCUACUGCUAGCUGCCGUACAGCGGGGUACGGCGGAGGUGAUGUUCCUGUCGUACAGUUCGACUGCCGUACACAGCACUCUGGAGACCAUGCGUCGCAUGGGACUGCUGUCGGCACUGCCGGACACAUUGAAGAGCGGGGAGAGCGGGCAACUGAAGCACCAGGAAGGGGAG
Molecule: messenger RNA, 699 nt
Organism: Astrephomene gubernaculifera
Lineage: Eukaryota; Viridiplantae; Chlorophyta; Chlorophyceae; Chlamydomonadales; Astrephomenaceae
Source: the annotation of a GenBank genome assembly